GGCGGCGGUGGCGGCGACGGCGGAGGCUGCGGGUCCCCGGCGGCCUCUGCCGAGCGCGCGCGCAGCCAUGAGCGAGUCCAGCGUCAAUGCGCUCCAGUCCGGCAGGCCCCCCAGGCAGCCGGUGGUCCACCAAGAGAAUCAGUCGGUGGAAGGCUUCUCCUCGCCACCUGUGAACUUCCUGCAAGAAUUGCCAAGCUACCGCUCGGUGGCCCGCAGGAGGACCACCAUCCUUCCCCGGGACAAGCAGAGCGGCACCCUGCUGAAGCCCGCCGACUCCUACGGCUCCCACCUGGAGGGAGGCAUCACCAAGAACCUCAGCAGCCAGUCCAUCCGCAAGUACGCGCUCAACAUCUCCGAGAAGCGGCGACUGAGGGACAUUCAGGAGACCCAGAUGAAGUACCUGUCUGAGUGGGAUCAGUGGAAGCAGUACAGCAGCAAGUCUUGGAAGCGGUUCCUCGAGAAGGCGCGCGAGAUGACCACCCACCUGGAGCUGUGGCGCAAGGACAUCCGCAGCAUAGAAGGGAAAUUUGGCACUGGAAUUCAGUCCUAUUUUUCCUUCCUGCGGUUCCUGGUGUUGCUGAAUUUGGUGAUAUUUCUGAUCAUCUUUAUGUUGGUCCUGCUCCCUAUCUUGUUGACCAAAUACAAAAUCACCAACAGCACCUUUGUGCUCAUUCCAUUAAAAGAUAUGGAUAUCCAGUGCACCAUAUACCCCAUAAGUAGUUCUGGACUUACUUACUUUUACAGUUACAUCAUAGACUUGCUUUCUGGCACUGGUUUCUUGGAGGAGACCAGCCUCUUUUAUGGACAUUACACCAUCCAUGGUAUAAAGUUCCAGAACUUCACCUAUGAUCUGCCCUUGGCUUACUUGAUAAGCACAAUUGCCUACCUGGCCCUGAGCCUCCUUUGGAUCGUGAAAAGGUCGGUGGAAGGGUUCAAAAUCAAUCUGAUUCGGAGUGAGGAGCACUUCCAGAGUUACUGCAACAAGAUCUUUGCGGGCUGGGACUUCUGCAUCACCAACCGCAGCAUGGCGGACCUGAAACACAGCAGCUUGCGGUAUGAGCUCCGAGCGGAUCUGGAGGAAGAAAGAAUACGGCAGAAAAUAGCUGAAAGGACCUCAGAAGAAACGAUACGCAUUUACUCUUUGAGACUGUUUUUGAACUGUAUUGUUCUGGCUGUUUUAGCAGCAUGCUUCUAUGCCAUCUACAUAGCAACUAUCUUCUCCCAAGAACACAUGAAGAAGGAAAUCGACAAGAUGGUUUUUGGAGAGAACCUCUUGAUAUUGUACCUACCAUCCAUUGUGAUCACGUUGGCCAAUUUUAUCACCCCCAUCAUCUUCGCCAAGAUCAUCCACUACGAGGAUUACUCCCCAGGCUUUGAGAUCCGGCUGACCAUUCUUAGGUGUGUCUUCAUGCGACUGGCCACCAUCUGUGUGCUGGUGUUCACCCUGGGCUCCAAGAUCACGUCCUGUGAUAACGACACCCUCUGUGAACUCUGUGGCUACAACCAGAAGCUCUACCCGUGCUGGGAGACCCAAGUCGGGCAGGAAAUGUACAAGCUGAUGAUCUUCGACUUCAUCAUGAUCUUGGCUGUGACCAUCUUUAUAGAUUUCCCAAGAAAGCUCCUGGUGACCUACUGCUCCUCUUGGAAGCUGAUUCGGUGCUGGGGACAGCAGGAAUUUGCCAUUCCCGAUAAUGUCCUGGGGAUCGUGUACGGGCAGACCAUUUGCUGGAUCGGAGCCUUUUUCUCACCCCUUCUUCCUGCAAUUGCAACCUUGAAAUUCAUUAUUAUCUUUUACGUGAAAGAGUUGAGUCUUCUUUAUACCUGCAGACCCUCCCCACGGCAAUUCAGAGCAUCCAAUUCCAAUUUCUUCUUCCUGUUGGUGUUGUUGAUUGGGCUGUGUUUGGCGAUAAUACCUCUGACGAUCAGCAUGUCCCGCAUCCCUUCCUCAAAAGCCUGUGGGCCGUUCACCAGCUUCAACACCACGUGGGAUGUCGUCCCCCGGACGGUGAGCACCUUCCCCAGCUCGCUGCAGUCCCUGGUCCAUGGCAUCACGUCGGAAGCCUUUGCAGUGCCUUUCUUCAUGAUCAUCUGCCUCGUCAUGUUCUACUUCAUCGCCCUGGCCGGAGCGCACAAACGGGUGGUUGUCCAGCUCCGAGAGCAGCUGUCCCUGGAGAGUCGGGAUAAGCGCUAUCUGAUCCAGAAGCUAACAGAAGCCCAGAAGGAUGUGCGGAGCCAUUAGGCUGAGCCUGGAGACACCGCGCUGCGUGCUUCUCAGCUGGUGACUGUCGCACCCACGGAGCCCCCCUGGGUUUUGAGCAGAAAUUUUGAAAUAUAUUUUUCUGGAAUUUAGGCUUUUCCUGACGGGACUCUGUGCAGCUCCGGUGGCCUGGUUACAGAACCCAGCCUCUAAUUAGGGCUUUUGGUGACGUGGUAAAAGCAGGUCAAGUGCCAGGUCUUCGCCUGUAGACCCAACAGCUCAGUGAGGACCCUACCUGAGAAACGAACUUCUUAUGCCAUUUAAGCCUUUACAACAAAAUCCGAAUGGGAGAGACAUACUUUUUAAAAAGCUUAUUGUGUUGUCUUUUGAAGUUAAGCAGAGGUCAUCCAUUUCUGAAACUGGGUUUCAUUGGAACCCAUGUCUAGAAACUGAAGAGGGUUCCUUAAAAAAAAGUAGUGUCCCUCUUGAAUGGUCUGAAGAGAAAUCCUUGAAUCUUGAUGUUUAGAAUAGGUGGUGAGAACAGGGAGAGGAUCAUCAUGAUCUGCUACCUGCUAGCAGAAGGGAAGAAAAGUGGGUCCCUGCUUUGUGAAUACAUGAAUAAGCAGUCCCUGAAGUGUCCCCAUCAGUCCUCUCCAGGAGGGGCCUUGUGGCCUUGUUUUCUGAGCUAUCUGGGUAUUUCCUGCAGCCUUAAGUUAUCACUCAGGGGAAAACCUCCUUCAGCCGACUCUCCUCUACAAGCCUCAGUUUCCAUCUGGUCCUGAGUUCUGAGAUUUGGCAAGAGGAACCUGUACCAUCAAAAGUAGGAGGCUUGUUCAUCUCAGUGUUCCACUGCCCUUCUUGCCCCAAGGUCCCCAUUUCUGAAGGACACUUCACAUUCCUGAGCCAGGCUGGAAAGAGCUGUUGAGUAACUGCAGCUGAGAGUUACAUGCCUGAGUGUUCCAGGGUGGAGAUCACAACUCAGCCAGUCCAACAGUCCAGUGAAAAUAUACCAAACCAGACUGGAUCAGCCCUGGUUUUUAAGUACACAUUUCCACAUUUUCAAGAGCUAUUGUUUGCUUUCCUGUGCUGAACAUUUUUAAAUGCAUAGGCCUUUAUUUUGCAUUACACGAGCAGAAUCUUUCUUAAGAUUUCCGUUAUGGUAACAGCAAUUUCUGUUAUGGUGAAGACCAUAUGCAAUAAAUACCUCAUUUUAAAUGUACCUGAAAUUGAUAACCCUGGACCUUUUAGUAGAAGGCCUAAGUUAUUGCUUAAUAUAACCUGUUUUCAUUUCAUGUCUCAAAAUCUUUUCUUAAAGUACUGUAAUUUUGUAAUAGACCGUUUUCUUCCUGCCAUUAUUUUUCUUCCUUUCUCUGGUUCCAAACCUUUCCUGGAAUUUAAAGUUGGAUACAGGUUUUGGAAAGCUGCUUCUAAGAAUAAUGUCCACCUACCCCCUCAACAUCAUCCCAGUACUCAAAACUGAUUAGCUCCUUGCUCUGAGGGGGAAAGCAAGCUGUCGGAGCUUAUAGAUUUCUAUACUCGUGUUCCUUUGUUGCAAUCUUUUUUUCUUUCUUUUUGGGGAUGGGGAUCAAAUCCAGGUCCUCACACAUGCUAAGCACACACUCUUACCGAGCUACAACCCCAGCUCCAACUUAACCUUCUUCUUCCACAAAAGUCGUAUUAACAGGAAUAUUUUUGUUCCUGUUGGACUGAUGAGUUUUUCAAGUUUUGUUACAGUUGAUGAGUUUCUAAAUGUAACUGGCAUCAUGGCAUUUUGAGAAACCGAAAGUUCAUUCUAGCAUUUCUGAAAAAACAAGUUUUAAUUGUAAGCAUUUCUGCAUAGUGCCUCUGUGCCUCUGUGCCUCUGUAUGUAUUAUGUCUCUGCCCGUACCAGGCUUCUAAAGAGAGUCGUGUGUGUGUGUGUGUGUGUGUGUGUGUGUGUGUUUAAUAAAAUGAAAAUAUAUUGCUGUUUUCAUUCCGUUUUAAAACUGAUACUGAAACAAAUAACAGUAGUUUUAGUUAAAAUGCUGCUAAUUUGCAUACCUCUUACUUGAAUGUUUUGAUAUGUUUUGAUAAGUUUAAUAAUUCCAAGUGAUGUCUGUAUAAUUUUUAAAGUACGGCUGUCUAACACAUGUGCAUUAAAACUACUGAUUAAACAGCAUCUUUAAGGUUUUAA
Messenger RNA from Marmota monax (woodchuck), 4370 nucleotides. RefSeq names its product transmembrane channel like 7 (gene Tmc7). Gene Ontology annotation, molecular function: mechanosensitive monoatomic ion channel activity. NCBI's taxonomy places the organism in Eukaryota, Metazoa, Chordata, Mammalia, Rodentia, Sciuridae. The transcript is spliced from 16 exons. Bases 68 to 2239 code for a protein of 723 amino acids. The record is from RefSeq and is a predicted model, not a curated record. Gene Ontology annotation, cellular component: plasma membrane.